AUGACAUCAAAGUUUUUUUUUGCGGCUAAAAAAUUACCGUGGAUACCAUUUAAUCUCUUGUUGUCCCCCAAGAACCCACAUCAAGAAAAAUCAUGUUUAUCUCAGCCUUAUGGCUACAACUAUGAAUGUUGGGUCUUGGACGCUAAGAAUAACUUUAAGCGAGAAGAGAGUUUUACGAGCGAAGGCCCCUCCCCAUCAAACAAAUUAAACAAACAACACGACUUGCUAAAAGGAUCCAUAAAGCAGAGAAAACCAUUACCGCCAAUACCACAACGUCAACAGCCGUUACCUCAGUUUAACAAUCUACAGCAACGAAGAGAUCAAUUUUCCUUGUCCUCCUCGAGACAGGAAAAGUCAACGACGAUGCAACAUCAAUUCUAUUCUUCACAACAGUCGCAUCAAUCAAGUAGUAAAACAACCUCUUCUUCGACGAUAAUACAAGACAUUUCGUUGUUUGAACGGGUACCUUUGGAACGCGUGUCGGAUUUUGCUUCUCAUAUGACUUGCUUCCUGUGGUUCGGUGAUUAUAUGAUGGAUCCGCAUUCGUCGUCUUCAUCGAUAAUAGUACCACCCCCCGGCGGGAAUGGUCAUGGGAGAUUUGCUGAUUAUAAACCGAGAGAUGCGUUCAAGAAAUUUUGUCGUGAUGUAAUUUCGGCGACACAGGUCUCGCAUUCGGUAAUUCUCCUGUCCUUACUUUACAUCCACAGGAUGAAGAUAAACAAUCCCACCAUCAAGGGUCAGAAUGGUUCGGAAUACAGGACGUUCACAGUCGCUCUCAUGUUGUCCAACAAAUUUUUGGAUGAUAAUACCUACACAAACAAGACUUGGUCAGAAGUCACAAACAUUCCCGUUUCAGAGAUAAACACCAUGGAAAUGGAGUUUCUGAGCUCAUUGAAUUAUCAAUUGUACGUAUCCGAGCAACAAUUCUUCGAUUGGGUUCGAAACAUGAUAACUUUUGUUUCGAUUGGCGAUGAUCGUCGCAACAAUGAUGAUUCCGCCCCCGAUUGCUCAAUGAAUAUUUCCCAACGAUCGCAAUACUCGCAGAAGCAGCAACAGAUCCUUGUUCCCGUUCAAUCAAUGUCAACCGGAUUCAAGAGGUCAGCCGAACAAGCUUUUGUGGAUGGAAUGAUGGUGUCGCCACCGAAGAGAACAAAUUGUUAUCCGACUUAUCAACAACCACAACUAGUGGUUCAACCACAGCCUCAACAGGUGUACGCUCAAACGUUUGCCUACCCCACGCCACCACCAAGCACCUCGAGUUCACAGCAACUUGCCUAUUACAAUUUGCAGACCACUGGCUCCUCGAAUAACAGUGGCACUUCGAUGUUCGGUCAACAACCACCACCCUUACCAUCAUCCUAUGAACUUAGACAAAACUACACUUUAGAUCCGAUGAAUGUAUUCUAUGCAACGAGGCGUAACUUCAUCAAUGCUCGAUCAGCCUCGUCGGCAUUUCCAAUUAGUAACAUGUCGUUCACGACGACGGUGGUGUAA
Acaulospora morrowiae is the source of this 1494-nucleotide messenger RNA. The record is from the annotation of a GenBank genome assembly. NCBI's taxonomy places the organism in Eukaryota, Fungi, Glomeromycota, Glomeromycetes, Diversisporales, Acaulosporaceae.